CUGGCUGGCCUCGGCGCCAGUCGCAGAAACGUCGAGCAGGUCGUGAGCGUCCCUAAAGGAUGGACAAAGUUCCAAGAUGUCGUCAACCCAGCGCGCCACAUGCGGCUAUCGAUCGCCCUGCGGCAGCCCAACAUCGACCAGCUGGAGGCCAAGAUGGCAGAGAGCGGCAACCGUCUUUCGGUGGAAGAAAUCCGGCAGCUGCAGGCCCCGGAUCAAAAGGAUGUUGACGCUGUGCUACAGUGGCUGUCCCAGAACAAGCUCAAGGGCGUUGUCGACAAUGACUUCAUCCACUUCACGGCCACCGUGGCCCAAGCAGAGCCCUUGUUGGGGAUGAAGGUGAACCGCUUCGCAUAUCAAGACAAGAAGACGGUGCUGCGAACCACCAAGUACACGGUGCCCGACUCUGUUGCCGGUGCCAUCAGCUUCAUCCACCCCCUGGCCAACUUCAUGUCGGCUCACCAUGGGCCAGAGGUCGUAUCUGCACCGUCCAAGCCUGCGUCAAAAGGUGCUGUCACCCUGGAUAACACUGCAUACUGCUCUGGCACUGUCACGCCAUCGUGCCUUGCUCAGCUCUACAACAUUACAUCGUAUACUCCUGCCAACAACCACUCGCCCGUCAUCUUUGGCGUGGCUGGAUUCCUCGAGGAAAACGCCAACCUCCAGGAUCUGCAGCAGUUCCUCAACACGUCUGCACCCAAUGUCGCCCAGGCCGGAAGAUCCAUCAAAGUUGAGCUGGUCAAUGGCGGCGUCAACUCGCAAGACCUGGCUGAGUCUGGCCAUGAAGCGGCUCUGGAUGUGGACUAUGCCGUAUCUGUGGGCUUCCCUUCAAACGUCGUAUACUACUCUACGGGCGGACGAGGCGUCAAGCUGGACGACAACGGACAGCCCAUUUCGGGCGAAGAGGACGACAACGAGCCCUAUCUGGAUUUCCUCAAGUAUCUGUUGGUCAAGCCCGACCACCAGGUGCCCCAUGUGCUGUCGCUGUCGUACUCUGACGACGAGCUGUCUGUGCCUCGCGACUACGCUAAGCGCGUUUGUAGCCUGCUUGGCCUGCUCACAAGCCGUGGAACGUCCAUCAUCUUCUCGUCUGGCGAUGGCGGUGCUCGAGGUGGCCGAGACUCGUCCUGUCUCACCCACGACGGCACCAAGCGCCCCGUCACGAUGGCAACUUUCCCUCCCACCUGUCCAUGGGUGACUUCAGUCGGCGCCGUCACCAACAUCGCCGAGCCGCCCAGCGGAGCCAGCUUCAGCACCGGCGGCUUCUCCCAGUACUUUGCCCGGCCGAACUGGCAGGACAGCGCCGUCAAGGGCUACGUCCAGACGCUCAACGGCCACCUGGACGGCCUGUACAACCCAUCGAUGCGCGCCAUCCCGGACGUCUCCGCAGUCGGCACCUCCUUCCAGAUCAUUGCCGGUGGAAUCCCGCGCUUCCUGCAGGGCACCAGCGCCAGUGCUCCCGUGUUCGCCUCGUUGGUUGCGCUGAUCAACGACGCCCGAUUGCGCGCCGGCAAGAAGUCGCUGGGAUUCUUGAACAAUCAUCUGUACUCCAACAAGGUCAAGGGUGUUUUGCAGGACAUCACGGCGGGGAAGAGUAUUUCUUGCGUGUUUAACGACACAGAAGUGCCGGGAGGAUGGCCGGCGGCCAAGGGGUGGGAUGCGAUUACGGGGUUGGGCGUGCCCAAGGAGUUUGACAAGUUUCUGAAGAUUCGCGCGUUGUCUCUGUCCAGGCGUCAAUCCCGGAUCUCGGUCUCGCCCCUCUGUCGAUUUCGGUUCGAAUUUAUGCCUACGCAGCACGUAGAACCCGAAACUCACGGCCUGCUUCAAGAGGUUGCCAACUCACUACUCAAGGCGCGAAAGGUGGUGGUUGUCACCGGCGCCGGCAUCAGCACCAACUCAGGCAUUCCGGACUUUCGCUCCGAAAAUGGGCUCUACUCACUCAUCCAGGCUCAAUUCGACGCUGCCAGCCAGCCUACGCGAUCGGCCGAACGAUUCAAGACUGACGCCGACGGCGAUGGCGGAGAGGAGCCUCGUCCGACGAAACGUAGGAAGACGUCGCGAGAGCCUUCUCCAGACCUAGACGAGGUUGAUCGGCAGCUAAACGAAGACAUCAGGGCGCGCGCCGAGGCCGAGAGGCCAGCUGCGUCCAGUCAAGCCGCCGACACGCAGCCAGCCGUGGCCGCAUCAGAGCCAAACGCGUCAGAGAAUGUCUGCUUGAGCACUCCGCGUCCCAAGCCCGCGCUUCCCUCCACACCCCAGCCGACAACGACAUCUCCUCUAUGCUCUCCCCCAAGAGAAGAAUUCAUGCUUCCCCUGGCAUUGGCAUCAUCGUCAUUGCGAACCGAAGAUCGCGAGCGUAUUGCGGGCGUCUCUCAGAAUGUCGUUUCAUCUCCUCUAUCUUCACCGCCGCCGGUCCUCUUUGAUCCCUUCCACCCGUCAUCUCCAUCAGACGAAAACAUGAGCCGUCGCAGCAGCACCACGCCAUCGGAAGUCGAUGAGACGCAGGACCUACCAAAUGCCAUACCCGCCUCGCAGGCAUCCAAUCCCGGAAAGACGACUCUUCCCAACAUGAAGGGCAAAGAUCUCUUUGACGCCUCGAUAUGGUCCGAUCCUACGAGAACUUCCGUCUUUUACCAAUUCGCAACGUCUCUACGGCAAAAGGUCCGCGAGGCCGAGCCUACAAGCUCCCACAAGUUCAUCGGUCAUCUCAGGGAUCGGGGCAAGCUGGUGCGGUGCUAUACGCAAAACAUUGACCAAAUUGAAGAAAAAGUCGGCCUGUCGACGUCUCUUCUGGCAGGGCCGGGCAGUCGAGGUCGCUUCUCGCGCAAGUCAACAGCAAACACGGCGCAGCUCAACAAGAUGGUGGAAGAAGUAUCGAGCGGUGAAGGGGGAAAUGCUGGCGAUGUUGGCGCGUCUAGCCAAUCACCACCAACCGGGUCGAGUGAGCAAACGCCUGCAGACCAGCGGCAGACAUCAUCCCAGCCCAAUGGUAAGACGGAAGAGGAUGAAACUAGUACUACUACACCGCCAGAUCAACAACCCAAGCCAGCUCCAAGAAAGGAGGCGCCGACACCGCGGUCCGGUGUGGAGUGCGUAUUCCUGCAUGGCUCUCUGCAGCUUCUACGAUGUUUCCUCUGCGGGCAGGUUUGCUCUUGGGACGACGAAGACCGCGAGGUGGAGACGCUUUCUGGCCAACAGCCUGAAUGUCCUCACUGCGUUGGCGCGACGGAAGCCCGCCAGGAAAGGGGCAAGCGAGCCCUGGGCGUGGGCAAGCUGCGUCCUGACAUUGUGCUAUACGGCGAAGAGCAUCCAAACGCCCACCUUAUCAGCCCCAUCGUGACGCACGAUCUCGCCUUGUACCCGGACAUGCUUCUAAUCCUGGGGACCAGCCUGCGGGUCCACGGCCUCAAGGUCAUGGUCAGGGAGUUUGCAAAGACAGUCCACAGCAAGGGCGGCAAGGUUGUCUUUGUCAACUUCACCAAGCCGCCAGAGAGCUCCUGGGGGGACAUUAUCGACUACUGGAUCCAGUGGGACUGUGACGCCUGGGUGGCCGAUCUCCAGGUGCGCAUACCAAAGCUCUGGCAAGACCCGGAGCCGCCAAAGCCCAAGAAGAAGCGCGACUCGGGAGGGACCGCCGAGGAGAACCGGGAGGAAAAGAAGAAGCCACCCGCGCAGAAUCCUGUUGCAUUACGGGACACCAAGGUGAAUGGCGCGUACUGCACGUUGAAAAUCCUCAAGGAGCUACGAAGGAUCGCGGCCACCUCGCCUCCUCCGCCAUAUUCUCCUCCUCCCCUUUCUCUCACCAUUUCCCUUUCGCCUUCUCUGCCACUUCCUCCGCCUCCGUUGAGUCGCGACUCGGCUGCCAUCGCCACGCAGGCCAACCCCGACCCCAAACCCCCGACUCCCGCCGAGGCGGCCCCCCGAUCUGCCGCUAUGGAUCCUCCUACACGCAUCAGCACGCCAAGGGGAAAGGCUAAGCGACCGCGUAAGUCGGCUCCGGGAGCUCUGGACCGGCCCAAGAGGACGCCGUCGACGCUGAACCCAAAUCACGGCCGCUCCAAGAAACCUGUGGAGGAGGUCAAAGAGCAAGAGGUGCCCGAGACGCCCGAGACACCCAGCCAGGCUCCAGUCAGCACGGUGGAAGAGUUCAGCUCCAUCCUGCACUCUGUCAAGUCCAAUCCGCGCAUUCGCAAGAGAAAGAUGAUUGACGGAGAGGAAUUCGUAUUCCCUGCCAUUGGGAAGAAACGCGGCGCGGUGGAUAGCCUGUACAAGGGCACGGAGGAGGACAAGAAGAAACUGCCCCCUCUACGCCCAAUGCCU
Molecule: messenger RNA, 4317 nt
Organism: Trichoderma virens Gv29-8
Lineage: Eukaryota; Fungi; Ascomycota; Sordariomycetes; Hypocreales; Hypocreaceae
Exons: 4
Biological process (GO): proteolysis
Molecular function (GO): tripeptidyl-peptidase activity; NAD+ binding; serine-type endopeptidase activity
Source: RefSeq, a predicted model, not a curated record